This is a messenger RNA of Melanaphis sacchari, 981 nucleotides long. RefSeq names its product 39S ribosomal protein L15, mitochondrial (gene mRpL15). Gene Ontology annotation, cellular component: mitochondrial large ribosomal subunit. The record is from RefSeq and is a predicted model, not a curated record. Gene Ontology annotation, biological process: translation. Bases 40 to 921 code for a protein of 293 amino acids. NCBI's taxonomy places the organism in Eukaryota, Metazoa, Arthropoda, Insecta, Hemiptera, Aphididae. The transcript has 5 exons. Gene Ontology annotation, molecular function: structural constituent of ribosome.
CAUUUACUUUUAUAAUUUUUAGUUAAGUUACUUAUUAAAAUGACGUCAUUCACAAAUAAAAAUAUUUUGAAUUUACUGAGAAAUCUACCGAGACUCUCUAUUUCUAAUCUCCGAAAUAAUGAUGGAGCCGUGAAAAAAAAUAAACGAGGCAGAGCCCAGCAUGGAGGUGACAAACAUGGUCAUGGUAAUAAAGGAUCAAAAGCUAGACAAAACUUUAUGAGGCCUGGAUAUGAGACAGGAAAUACUCCAUUUUAUAUGAAAUUUCCUAGAGAACAAUAUUAUAAGGAUCAUCAUGUUAAAAGACAAUAUCCACCACUUUCAUUGGCCACUUUACAAAAAAUGAUUGAUUUGAAUCGUAUAGACAUCACAAAGCCUAUUGACUUAUCAGUACUGUGCAAUACUGGUUUGUAUAACAUUAAUCCAGAAGAUAAACACUUUGGAGUAAAUUUGGUUGACGAAGGUGCAGAUAAUUUCAAAGCAAAAAUUAAUAUAGAAGUUCAGUGGACCAGUGAAUCUACAAUUGCGGCUAUAGAAAGAAAUGGAGGAGUUAUAACAACAUCAUUUUUUGAUGUUAAUAGUUUAUUUAUUUUAAUUAAUCCUAAAAAGUUCUUCCAGAGAGGAGAAGCAAUACCCAGACGUAUGAUACCUCCUGAAGAUGCAAUUUUAUAUUAUUCAAGUGCAGCAAAUCGCGGUUAUUUGGCAGAUCCUGAAAAAAUAUCUUGGGAACGUUUUGUUUUAGCUCAGAAAUAUGGAUAUAAACUUCCUAAAAUUGAAGAUGAUCCAGAUUAUAACAUGCUUGUCAGUAGGAAAGAUCAAAGACAAAUAUUUUAUGGCCUAGAACCUGGUUGGGUUGUUAAUCUAAAGGAUAAAGUUAUAUUGAAACCCACUGAUCCACAACUCAAAGAGUUCUAUAAAAGUUAAUUACAUUUUUUAAUGUUAGUAUUGAAAUGUAUAAUGGUAUUUGUUAUGUAAUUUAAUUAU